Messenger RNA from Brenthis ino (lesser marbled fritillary), 243 nucleotides. NCBI's taxonomy places the organism in Eukaryota, Metazoa, Arthropoda, Insecta, Lepidoptera, Nymphalidae. The record is from the annotation of a GenBank genome assembly.
AUGCUCGCAACCUCGUAUCUGGGGCUGCUCAGCGAUCGAGUCAAGCAAGAGCUGACAGUGACGAGUACCAUGAGCACUUCGGAGACGGAGCUGAUCGAGAGCACAUACAUGGUGACGCCCACCUCCACUGGCGGACCUGCAAUCAAGCCCAAUAGUGAGUCUCGCGCGCGGUGCGCCGUGAAAACCAAACCAGAGGAUAUAACGGACCCCAUCGAGAGGCGCGGUGCGUGGACGAAUCGCAAC